CCGCCGCCAUUUAUAUUUCUCCGCCAUUUUACAUCAACCCAGCAGAGAUUAGGUUGCGAAAAUGACGGCCCAAAUGGAAAACCAACUGUGCAAGCUGUUCGUCGGCGGCCUCAACGUGCAGACCACCGACGACGGGCUGCGAAAUCAUUUCGAGCAAUACGGCACGCUCACGGACUGCGUGGUGGUGCAGAACCAGCAGCUAAAGCGCUCGCGUUGCUUCGGUUUCGUGACCUAUUCGAGUCCCGAGGAGGCGGACUCGGCCAUGGCGGCGCGACCGCACGUCCUGGACGGCAACAACGUCGAGCUGAAGCGGGCCGUGGCCCGGGAAGACGCUGGCAAACCCGAGGCCCUCGCGAAGGUGAAGAAGAUCUUCAUCGGCGGGCUUAAAGACGAUAUCGAGGAGGAUCACCUCCGCGACUGCUUCUCCCAGUUCGGUGCGGUGGAGAAGGCGGAGGUGAUCACGGACAAAGAGACCGGCAAGAAGCGAGGCUUCGGCUUCGUGUAUUUCGAGGACAACGACUCGGCCGACAAAGCCGUGGUGCUCAAGUACCACGUUAUUAACGGGCACAAAGUGGAGGUGAAGAAAGCCCUCACCAAGCAGGAGAUGCAGGCCGCUGGGAGCCGGGGCGGUCGCGGCGGCCGCGGGAGGGGGAUGGGGAGACCGCAGAACGGCUACGGCGGGCGCGGCAGCGGAUACGGCAACUACGGCGGCGGCGGAGGCGGCUACGGAGGCAACGACGGCUACGGCGGAGGCUACGGAGGCGGAUACGGUGGCGGGUAUGGGGGAGGCUACGGGGACCAAAUGGAGGGCUACGGCGGUGGUAACGGCUACAAUGACUUUGGCAGCGGCUAUGGCCAGCAGUCCUCUGGCUAUGGCCCAAUGAAAGGUAAUUACUCGGGCAGAAGCAACGCUCCUUACUCCCGAGGAGGCGGUGGUGGUGGCGGUGGUUACGGCAGGGGGGGUUACGGAGGCUCGUAUUAGCCGGGAGCCUAACGUUAGGUCGCAAAUUAAGAGCAGCUCCUUCCCCAGCCCACAUCACAGUUUUGACCACACGUUAUCUUCAGAUAAGUAGCCAGAGUGGGCCACCUUAACGUGGCGUGGCGUUGACUGAAACACUCGAGCCUCCAUUCAGGAGCUCACGACUUUUAUCCAGCCUAGCAGAUCAUAGGUAGGGCUCACCUGUCCGACUUUACUCGACAUCUCACAGCUGUUACUGCUACUACCACACAUCCUUUUGCUCUUUCCCUGAAGCACUAGGGAGUUUUUCUUUUUUUUUUCUGCAAGACGUAGGACUACUACUCUGGAUCUCUACUUUAUUAUAAGACUGGCCAGUGGUGUCCGGGGCAGGCUACCUGUUUGGGAAACUGUUACUCACGUUUUUUUUUGUGCUUUGGGAUUAAGUUAAGAGUAGUGUUUUUGCUUGUUAAUUAGCGUAGGCAUGUGUUUUCCUCCUUUUAGUAUGUGUAUUGUAUUUUUAUUGUGUCUUUUCUUUUCAGUACACUUACAGGGCUGCAAAACAAUUAAUUGCAUGCAAAAAUAAGGUUUGUUUACAUGCUUACUAUAUAUAUAUAUAUAUAUAUAUAUAUAUAUAUAUAUAUAUAUAUAUAUAUAUAUAUAUAUAUAUAUAUAUAUAUAUAUAUAAUAAUACUCACGUGUAUGUAUGGAUAAAGAAAUAGGAAAUGUUUAUAUUAAGGAAAACUUAAAGUACACCAUACAAAUAUUUUGCAAAAUAUAUAUACACGCGUGUAUCUAUAUAUUCGUAAUUAAUAUGCAUAUGUAAGCAAACUUUUUAUUUUGAGCGCGAUUUAAUUCUUUCGCAGCCCUGCUUUUAAAUCCGAUUGAGAGCCAAUCGCGGCGAACCCCUGCAGAGAUUUAAAAAUCCAUUGGCUGGCAGCAGGCGAGAUUAGCAUAUCGCCUGAAGGAAAAAUCCCAUUCGCGUUCGCAAAAGUCGAGAGCUACCGUGAGCCACGGGGUUAAUUCGACGUUACGUACGUUUAUUGAGCAUUGCUUUCGUCUCAUUUCGCAAAUACGCGAUUAACCGCGAUUCUUCCGAACAUCUUAAAGCAUUUCAGCAGCCGCCAUGAUUUUUUUUUGUAUAUAUACACACUUGCUUAUUUUACGGUAAACCAUUUUGUUUCUGUACACGCACUCAAGGCCUUUAAAAAACAGUCAGAAUUGCAUUACUUCAUUAUUUGUAUUUAUUUUUUGCUUUAAGUCAAACGCCGUGGCGUUCAUUGAGUCAAUUAUAACUCUUUGCUUUUCGAAAAUGAAUGGGAAAAAUUACGAGGCAGCUGUGGAUGGGCAUUGUUGAACUCGACUCGCUGCACAGUCUGCCGCCAACCAAUGAAAGACUGAACUUGUCCUCAAUUAGGCUCGACGGCAACUAGAAGCUAGCAUGAACGUCUUGGCAUAAACAGAAAUUCCUUUGGCGUCUCAAAAACGUAGCAAGUUAAAGAACUAGUUUCAGGCUCCCUAAAACGGCCCUCAACGUCCAUUAAUAUAGUGACUAACUUGUGUCUCCUCCCACUUAGUGUCAUUUGUUAAAUAGUUCAAGCACAUUAUGAAAAUAUUGUCAUUGGUGUUACAGCGAACCUUUUUCGUCGGGACCCUGAAGACCGAUUUGAGUUGUUUUUCUACCGUUUAAUCACUUAGUAAAGGACUUAAAUGCUCUUGUCUCAUUGUAUUACUGCUUCAACGGAAUAACCUAUUGAAUAUUGUUUAUUUCAGAUACAACUGAACUGUAUGUAUUUCUGUUAAUAAAAGUCAUUAUUCCGUAGCCAUUAUGGUUUAUGGCCAGCUGAGAUUUAUUGGGUCGCAUAUGAGGCCCGUGUAGCGAUUUUUGUCUUUUCAAUCUAGAUAAGACUAAAAGCGGAGGCCAACCUUUGCCUUUAUUGGGCAUCGGCGCUAGUGCUCCACAUUAAUGACAUUUCUUUGCAUCAGACGUGUGGGGAUGUCAAUAUUUUCCCAACCAUAUGUUGUCUUUAUUCUCAAAAUAUGUUUAGAGCUUUGUUCCAAUACUUUUAGUGAUCAAAUAAGACGGAUCUAUACCUUAGCUGUGUCCACUACUACGUCAUUGGAUUCUCCAGGGCUACUCCAGAGAUGUAGAAACCCAGCUGAAAAUCCGUAGGAUAAACGCACCAGGUUUCCAGGUUUGUAGAAAUGCUUUAUACACCAGACAUUACAUCGGGUGUGUCUUUUUAACAUACUUUGGAUCCACCUGGAACGAAAUCAGGUAUUUGUGAGUCGUCAACGUAAAGCGUGCAUGCAACUUUAUUUCAGCAUUUCCUAAAUUCUAGCUGUUGAAUAGCGUUAACUGGCGGCGACCAUGUAACAUAGAGGAAAAGUGGAAAGUAGAACAUGCUCUUGUAGUUCUAUGUGUGUGCCGCUGUGGUGAUUGUGGUCUAUGUAGUUAUGUCUUAAUCCAAUAUUUUAGCCGAUUUCCAGUUUAAGGUCAAACCGGAGAACGGAGCUUAUAGUUCCUGUAUACUUGAUGCAUUAGUUCCAGAUAUUAAUGACAUCAAAUGCAAAGGAGAUCAGCAUUUAUUAAGCAAGGUUUGUGCUUUCAGUUAUUUACUUUACAUCUUAUCAAUCCCCCUCCCCUCCUCAUCUCGGUGUUUUGCUCGUGUGUUGUCCUACAUUUCUGGCAGUCUAAGAGGGCAGUGGAUUUUUUUUUUUUUUUUUUUGUUGAUAACUUGAGCGAGACUAGCGAAGAUGCAACUGUACAACCUCUCGGCAUUGGCCUUUUCAAAAAGUGCUGCCAUUUUUUUUUUUUUUUUCAAAGCGCACCUUCUGCAUAGACCCUUCUUAAAGGCACAGUGUGUAAAUCCGAAGGGGUUGUGUAGCUAGGCAUGUUUCAGGACGCCCGCUCGUCGACCCCGACGCUCACGUGCAUCUGCGUCUGUCUUCUUUUUCCACAGAGAGAAUGCAAUGGAUGGGUUUUAAUAAAAUCUCACUUCUAAGCGCGGCCGCUUGAUGAGCCUCCCCCCCGCGGCUGUGAAUCCAGUUGGUCUGAAAGACGGAAGAAAGGACUCUGUAGAGUUUGAGUUUGCAUAUGAAUGCAUGCGCCAGAUUCCCGUGGACCCCUGCGAGGCAAGAUGCUCAUGGCCUGGUGCCAAGAUGAUACCACGAUAAUGCUGCUUGGAGGGCGACUGCUUACGGUUCCUUUUGACUGGAGUUAAAUGGCGAAAUGCACUUGGAAAAUAAUGUCUGAUGAAUUUAAUAAUAAUAAAUA
Puntigrus tetrazona (Sumatra barb) is the source of this 4232-nucleotide messenger RNA. It is a transcript of the gene hnrnpa0a, whose product is annotated as heterogeneous nuclear ribonucleoprotein A0a. The coding region runs from base 62 to 982 and encodes 306 amino acids. The transcript is spliced from 3 exons. Gene Ontology annotation, molecular function: RNA binding. Lineage: Eukaryota; Metazoa; Chordata; Actinopteri; Cypriniformes; Cyprinidae. The record is from RefSeq and is a predicted model, not a curated record.